Monodelphis domestica (gray short-tailed opossum) is the source of this 1999-nucleotide messenger RNA. The record is from RefSeq and is a predicted model, not a curated record. NCBI's taxonomy places the organism in Eukaryota, Metazoa, Chordata, Mammalia, Didelphimorphia, Didelphidae.
AAUUCGGAGGCAGGAAUGUGUAGUAGCUCCGAGUGGUUGUCUGCGGCUUUUGGCGCUGCACGGAAUCGGCGCACACCGCCCAUUAUCCCUCGCGGCCCUCCCUCACCCAUCUCGGUUCCAUUCUGCAGGUCUGAAGGACCUGGUGGCCAAGGCCGAACUGAGCUCUUUGCUGUCCUCCUGCAGAUACUUCCUACCAUGAAGCACCUGCUAAGUUUCUACUUGCUGGGCGUGCUGUUGUCAUUCCUCUCCAUCUUCGUUAGACUGAUGGAAACCUUGGGGGGAUUACUAGAAGGUUAUCCCUGGAGUCACUUGCCCAGCAGAAUCCAAGGGACCAAUGAUAAUCCACCUAAGAGACUGCCUGAAGAAUGCCUACUAAGGACCAAAGCUUUGAGACCAUAUUUAUGAAGAAUUUCAUCUACAGGUGGUGUUUUUGUUCCAAGAAUCUGACCUGAACCCAUCAUGAGCAUCAUCAGAUUGUGUUCCUGGAAUCUAGUUGUAGGUUGGUGUCUAGCCCAUGUAGCACAAAGGAACAUUCCAGUAUCAGGGAGUUAAAAAGCCUUCCUGACCUUGAACUCGUCAACUUUUGGCUGUUCCUUCUUGCUUUGGACAGAUGGAGAAGUGAUCAGUCCUCCAUGACAGGGUUUCUUAACCUUCAGUCCAUGUGUGGACAGAUUUUAUCCAAGUCUGUGAACUUGAAUGGAGGAAAAAAUUACAUCUUUAUUUUCACUAAUCUAAUUGACAUUUAGCAUUUCCUUCAAUUAUUUAAAAACAUUCUGAGAAGGGGAUUGUAAGGAUAAUUUUGGGUCAUGACCUAAUCUAAAAUUAAUUUUUGGUCGCCAGGGGAUAUCCCAAAUGAAAUACCCAAGUCAGUUUGGAAAGGAGAAGAGAGAGAGGGAAAAGUAUAGGAUUUCUCCCACCCGGCCUGUACCAGGGGGAGUUCAAAGUCCUCUGCCACAAGGUCUUUGAAGAUUAGAGGCUUUCUCUAAGAGGAUAGUGUUUGGAAGGUAGAGGAGAGAAAAAUCAGCCUAAACACUAUCUCAGGGAAGAGCCUCACGUGAACUAGGUUACUAGGCUUCCUCCAGUAUGGUAUCAAGACUAAACCUGGACAAUAGCAGCCACCACGCCAAGAUGCUGACACGCUCAGCAAGCUGCCGCCAGCCACCUCUCCGCCGUCCAAGAGCCUGGAGAGAGGAAGUGAUGUGAAAUAUAUAGACGGUUUUAUAUCACUUUCCUGUGUCUCACAUGUACCAAUGAUAUCUUGGGCUUGACUUAGGACAGCUCAGGGGUCUGUCAGUUGUUUCUGAUUUGUCAUUUGCUAGCACAUGUCUGUCAUAGGCCAUCCUCCUAAAUACUUAAUCCUUAAGUAUGGGUGUAGACAUUCCUGAUUUUGUUAGACUAAGUAGGGUAGAGUAAUCUAAACUUCACAAUUUCCUGAUUUUUGUUAGACUAAAUAGGGUGGAGUAAUCUAAAGUAAUUUGCAUAAAUAUGUCCCUGGAAAUGUCCAUUUUGCUUCUAGCCCCUUACCCCAUUAUUUGUGAAAUGAUUGGGGAGCAUCAGCAGUGGGGCGUAGACUUUUCCGUGAACAGGGGUAGCUGGGCCUUUACUUGGGAGGGAAGCCAGGGACCUCACUGGGGAAUGGGGCCAGUACAGAGAGUCCUGGCCAUCUUGGGUGAGGCUAGGAAGAGUUCUCUGGGCAUCGUCUCUCCUGGAAGUGGAGGUGAAUAGGGAGAAUCUUUGCUCUCUAAAAUGGAGUUGCCCCUGGAGCUCACUGUUGGGAUUGGCCUCUGAAAGGAGCUCUUCUUCCAGGUCAGGACAGCAAUUGGAGGAGGGGCAGCUGUUUGAUUUCCUGUUCCAUGGGAUAGACCAAGAUGCUUUCUAUCCUGGUUGUUUUUCCCCCCCUGUCCCUACCCUGCGGGGAAAUACUAGAUAGAUGUGAUGAUAGCCACCAUGUGGCUUCAAUAAUUUUUUUAAAUUAAUGCAAUAAAGCUGAUAUAUCUUU